ACAAAGAGCCAAAUCAUCUUCCUAAAAUUUGACGGAAUCUAUAAGAUAAUUUUCUCCCUAGGGAUUAGGGCUCACAAUCUCAAAUCUCUGAUUCUUCGAUACGAUAAAUUCUUCCUCGAUAUAGAAACCACUGAUUAGAUCCUAAUUCGUCGCCUAGCUCAAAAGAUGGUGCUUUCGCAAAAGCUUCAUGAAGCAUUUAAAGGAACAGUUGAGAGGAUCACAGGUCCUCGUACGAUCUCGGCGUUCAAGGAGAAGGGAGUUCUCAGCGUCAGCGAGUUCGUACUUGCCGGAGAUAAUCUCGUCUCCAAGUGUCCCACCUGGUCUUGGGAAUCUGGUGACGCAAGCAAAAGGAAGCCAUACUUGCCCUCGGACAAACAGUUUUUGAUUACUAGAAAUGUACCUUGUCUACGGAGAGCUGCUUCUGUGGCAGAGGAUUAUGAAGCUGCUGGAGGUGAAGUGUUGGUUGAUGAUGAAGAUAAUGAUGGUUGGCUGGCUACACAUGGGAAACCGAAAGAUAAAGGCAAGGAAGAGGAUAACUUACCAUCCAUGGAUGCCUUGGAUAUAAACGAGAAAAAUACUAUCCAAUCAAUACCUACGUAUUUUGGAGGUGAGGAGGAUGAUGAUAUUCCAGACAUGGAGGAGUUCGAUGAGGCUGACAAUGUGGUAGAAAAUGAUCCGGCAACUCUUCAGUCAACUUAUCUUGUGGCUCAUGAACCUGAUGACGAUAACAUUCUCCGAACUCGGACAUAUGAUCUCAGCAUAACGUAUGAUAAGUAUUACCAAACUCCUCGUGUUUGGCUGACCGGUUAUGAUGAGUCAAGGAUGCUGCUGCAACCUGAACUUGUAAUGGAGGAUGUUAGCCAAGACCAUGCUCGUAAAACGGUAAAAGGAAGACAAUCUCAACUGCAUCAAUUACCCUUUUUGUUAUUCCACCAAAGUUUUCCUGACUUAUGUCUUCUGAAUCUGACCAAUGUAGAGUAUUUUUGUGAUCGUCUUUCAAAAAUGCACAGGUCACAAUCGAAGAUCAUCCACACUUGCCUGGUAAACAUGCUUCAGUUCAUCCAUGUCGGCAUGGAGCUGUUAUGAAGAAAAUCAUUGAUGUAUUAAUGUCGCGUGGAGUAGAACCUGAAGUCGACAAGUACCUCUUCCUGUUCUUGAAGUUCAUGGCAUCAGUUAUUCCAACAAUUGAGUACGAUUACACAAUGGACUUUGAUCUCGGUAGCUCAAGCACCUAAUAUCAGAUUUAAACAAGUAUGUGCUCGUGAAUCCGGGAAACAAGUAUGGUCUCAUGGAUGGCUGGAUGGCUCUGCACUGUACAUAAAACAGAGUCCUCACUUUCAUUUCUCUCCAAGAUAAACUUUAAGGUGUUGUGGUUUAAUCACUCGUUUAUCUAAAGUUUACGCUGAUGAAUAGUAAUUUGUGACAAAACUCUGAAAACGGGUAUUUGAUCAAAACUGAUUCGGUGUGGUUCAAAAAACAGAAUGUGAUUUAGUGUGUUUAAUACACUCUUGCUUUGGAGAAGUUGGGCUUAAUAUUUAAAAUGACAAAUCACUAUAUUCUUAUU
Messenger RNA from Arabidopsis thaliana (thale cress), 1564 nucleotides. RefSeq names its product autophagy 3 (APG3) (gene ATG3). Lineage: Eukaryota; Viridiplantae; Streptophyta; Magnoliopsida; Brassicales; Brassicaceae. The transcript is spliced from 9 exons. Gene Ontology annotation, molecular function: ubiquitin-like protein transferase activity. The record is from RefSeq and is marked reviewed. Gene Ontology annotation, cellular component: cytoplasm. The coding region runs from base 166 to 1086 and encodes 306 amino acids.